Messenger RNA from Rhinichthys klamathensis goyatoka, 2040 nucleotides. RefSeq names its product cysteinyl-tRNA synthetase 2, mitochondrial (gene cars2). Gene Ontology annotation, cellular component: cytoplasm. Gene Ontology annotation, molecular function: cysteine-tRNA ligase activity; ATP binding. NCBI's taxonomy places the organism in Eukaryota, Metazoa, Chordata, Actinopteri, Cypriniformes, Leuciscidae. The transcript is spliced from 15 exons. The record is from RefSeq and is a predicted model, not a curated record. The coding region runs from base 243 to 1955 and encodes 570 amino acids. Gene Ontology annotation, biological process: cysteinyl-tRNA aminoacylation.
GUGCGUGUGUCGGUGUGACAGAUGAAUGAUCCUUACCAGUUGUGGACCGACGAAGCUGAACUUUCAAUGUGAUGACUCUGAAAAGAAACUGAUCGGGGAAUUGGGAAACCAUAUAUCAUCAAUCCAUUUGGGAAAACGCGCUUAAAUGUCUAGAGAUAGAUUAUAUUUCAUCGCAUUGUCGCAAUCUUUUAACCACCACCUGGACUUUGUUCAAAUGUUUUGUGUUAUGUAACGUUAGUAGAAUGAAAAUGAGGCUGCCUUUAGCAUUCAUUACAAAUGCAAAACUGCUUGAUUCUGGCUUUAGAAUCAGGCAUGGGAUUCAUAAUGGAAUUACAAAAACGCCAUUGCUGUCCAGUUGUAAUAUAUGCAGCAGGGCGGAGAGAAAGUGGAUAAAACCAGUGGGCUAUGACACCGGUGUAAUGACUUACAACAGUCUUACCAAGCAGAAAGAACCCCUGGUUUUGGCUCAAGAAAGAAUUGCUUCCUGGUAUAGCUGUGGUCCCACUGUUUAUGACCAUGCCCAUCUCGGCCAUGCGUGCUCAUAUGUCCGAUUUGACAUUCUGCAAAGGAUCUUAUCUAGACUUUUUGGAAUCAAUGUCAUCCAUGUUAUGGUCAUCACUGACAUUGAUGAUAAAAUCAUACAAAGAAGCCUUGAGGAGAACAUCUCACCCACCGUCCUUGCAAGAAUGCAUGAGGAAGAGUUUAAAAGGGACAUGCAAGCACUGCGGGUUCUUCCUCCAGCUGUAUACAUGAGGGUGACAGACAACAUUCCCCAGAUUGUAGCUUUCAUAGAGCGCAUUAUCAGAAACGGACAUGCCUAUGUCACAAAUCAAGGGAACGUCUACUUCAACACUCAGUCCAUUGGUAGCCGUUAUGGCAAGCUUGUGAAUCUCGGAGGCGUUGUUGGGGAGCAAGGGGUUCAGGAUAAAAGGGAUCCAAGGGACUUUGCUCUGUGGAAAGCAUCCAAACCACAUGAACCUCACUGGGUUUCAUCUUGGGGACAAGGGAGACCUGGGUGGCACAUUGAAUGUUCUACAAUUGCAAGCUCAGUGUUUGGAAGUCAGUUGGACAUCCACUCCGGAGGGAUUGACCUUGCCUUCCCACAUCAUGAGAAUGAGAUUGCCCAGUCUGAGGCGUAUCAUCAGUGUGAACAAUGGGGAAACUACUUCCUGCACUCCGGACACCUUCAUUUGAAAGGAAGUGUAGAGAAGAUGUCAAAAUCCUUGAAGAAUUAUAUAACUAUAAAGGAUUUUCUGGCAUCUUACACUGCUAAUGAGUUUCGACUGUUUUGCCUUCUGACCAAAUACAGAUCAGCAAUUGACUAUAGUGAUGCUAGCAUGUAUGAAGCCCGAUCUACCUUGUCCACCAUCUCUGCCUUCUGCCACAAUGCACAGGCCUACAUGCAGGGCCAUUUACAGAGCCAGCCUAUAGAGGAGGGACUUCUCUGGGAGAGGUUAUCUGCUACACAGACCAGUGUUGGGAAAGUACUCGCUGAUGAUUUUGACACCCCAAAAGCUGUGGAUGCCAUUAUGAGCCUCAUUCACCAUGGCAACUGUCAGCUUCAGGCUGUUACUAAGGUUCAUGGGCCUAGGAGUCCUGUUGUAUUUGGAGCCAUGCUGUCCUAUGUCAGGGAAAUCAUGGAUGUUUUUGGAGUUGAUCUACUGGAUGAAAAGGAAGUCCAUGAUUCCUCCGGAAUUUUGAAUAAUGUGGUGGAGGAGUUGGUGCAUUUUCGGAGUGAGGUUCGUAAAUUUGCACUUUCUGUGCAAGACCAAGCUCCACAAGACCCCAAGCCUGGCAGUGAAAUGCAGAAAAGUCAUCCACAGCCAGACAGAAUACCCUUGCUGAAGGCCUGUGAUGCCUUAAGGAAUAAUCUAGCACCCCUCGGAGUCCACAUUAAGGAUAGAAGCACAAUCUCCACUUGGGAAAUUACAAGAGGAGAGACGAGGAAGAAUUAACCACUCACUGAAUUGGACCAAUCCUUUAUCUAUUAGAACUUGGACAUGCUGUUCUCAUGAAGCAUCUCAUCGGUGACUUCAAGUU